This is a messenger RNA of Miniopterus natalensis, 2295 nucleotides long. It is a transcript of the gene HEXIM1, whose product is annotated as HEXIM P-TEFb complex subunit 1. Gene Ontology annotation, molecular function: cyclin-dependent protein serine/threonine kinase inhibitor activity; 7SK snRNA binding. Gene Ontology annotation, biological process: negative regulation of transcription by RNA polymerase II; negative regulation of cyclin-dependent protein serine/threonine kinase activity. The record is from RefSeq and is a predicted model, not a curated record. NCBI's taxonomy places the organism in Eukaryota, Metazoa, Chordata, Mammalia, Chiroptera, Miniopteridae. Gene Ontology annotation, cellular component: nucleus; cytoplasm; nucleoplasm.
GGGGAGGAGGGAGGGAGGAAAAGAGGAGGAGGCGGAGGAGAACUGAGCUGAGCAGAGCAUCGAGCCAAAGGGGAGAUGAGUUUGUCUGUCCUCGGAUAAGGCUCCGGCCCGGCCUAAGGAACUGGGAGCGCGGGUUGGAGCGACACUCGUGGAAGUGGGAGGUGGCGGCUCUGGGACCUUAACCCCUUGUGGGCUCUGCGGCUGGGGACUUAACCCUUUGUGGGUCCGGUCCCUCGGAGGCAGCGUCAUCGGGUACUUUUAACCCCUUCGGGGCUGGGUUUAACCCAUUGGACUUAACCUCAUCUCCUAGCCCACCAAUUCCUCCAUUGUGGGGGCGCUCUGCGGGGAGGCUUGAGGCCGACCCCCUCCGCACAUUACGCACUGUUUCUGCUGCUGCACCCCUUUGGACCUGCUAGCUGGUCGCGCUGUGGCGCUUAACCCUUUACUGACUUGAGCUCCCCCAAGUUGCAAUUAGAGUUUGCUGACAGGACAAGCUAAAGGCGUCUCAGCAGGAACUGCCUAAGUGGAUUCUGUUGGACAUUUUUUUUUUUCAAGAAAAGAAAAACCUUUUUUCCUCAAGGACUUAACAGCCAAAAUUCUUCAAACUUUGAGAAGAGGACUCUUUUAGCCAUGGCCGAGCCACUCGUGUCGGAAUAUCAGCACCAACCUCAAACUAGCAACUGUACAGGUGCUGAUGCUGUCCAUGAAGAGCGGAACCCCGAUCGCCCCCCAGGCGCGGAGGAGCCGGUGCCGGAGGAGGACAGUAGGUGGCAAUCGAGAGCGUCCCCCCAGUCGGGUGGCCGUCCAGGGCAGGAGGGGGAAGGGAGCCUGGAACCCCAGCUGCCUCCUUUGCAGACCCAGGUCUGUCCAGAACCUAGCUGCCUGGAAGCAGACGAGAAGGGCCAGAAUGGAGACGAUUUGUCCGCUGGCGGAGCAUCGCCACAGGCGGCGGGAGGGGAGCCGAGGCCCGAAAAUGAAUCGCUCACCCAGCCAUGCCACGACUCCGAAGCCAGCAAGUUGGGGGCUCCUGCCACUGGAGGUGAGGAGUCGUGGAAACAGCAGCAGAGACAGCUGGGCAAGAAAAAACAUAGGAGACGCCCCUCCAAGAAGAAGCGGCAUUGGAAACCGUACUACAAGCUGACCUGGGAGGAGAAGAGAAAGUUCGACGAGAAACAGAGCCUGCGAGCUUCGAGGAUUCGAGCCGAGAUGUUCGCCAAGGGCCAACCAGUCGCGCCCUAUAACACCACGCAGUUCCUCAUGGAUGAUCACGACCAGGAGGAGCCGGAUCUCAAAACCGGCUUCUACCCCAAGCGGGCUGCAGCCAAAUCUGACACCAGCGAUGAAGAGUUUAUGGAAGAGGCUGGCGAGGAGGAUGGGGGCAGCGACGGGAUGGGAGGAGACGGCAGCGAGUUUCUGCAGCGGGACUUCUCGGAGACUUACGAGCGGUACCACGCGGAAAGCCUGCAGAACAUGAGCAAGCAGGAGCUUAUCAAGGAGUACUUGGAGCUGGAGAAGUGCCUCUCCCGCAUGGAGGACGAGAAUAACCGGCUGCGGCUGGAAAGUAAGCGCUUGGGUGGCGGCGAGGACGCGCGUGUGCGGGAGUUGGAGCUGGAGCUAGACCGGCUGCGCGCCGAGAACCUCCAGCUGCUGACGGAGAACGAACUGCACCGGCAGCAGGAGCGAGCACCGCUGUCCAAGUUUGGAGACUAGACUGAAACUUUGGGGGGGAGGGGGCAAAGGGGACUUUUUACAGUGAUGGAAUGUAACAUUAUAUACAUGUGUAUAUAAGACAGUGGACCUUUUUAUGACACAUAAUCAGAAAAGAAAAUCCCCCCGGCUUUGGUUGGUUUGGUAAAUUUAGCUAUGUUGUAGCUUGCGUGCUUUCUCCUGUUCUUUAAUUAUGUGAAACUGAGGGAUGCAUUACUUUUCCUUUUAGAAGUUUUUUUUUUUUUCUUAAGUGUAAGUCAUUUGACCAAGUUACAAUGCAUUUUUCUGUUAAAAAUCCUCUCCUUAAAAGGAUCUAUAAGGUGGCCAAAUCUGAGAACCAUUAAAUUCAUUCUAGUUAUAAUAAAUUUAAUAUUUGUAAAUGUAACAUAGUUUAAGUGUGAUUUCUAGAGCCAAUUCAAAAAUAGUACUGAUCUAUGCGAUUACAUUCUGGGGGAGUAAAGAAAUCAUUAAAUUUAUUAGUUUGAAAAAAAUCUUUAAUGGGAGAAUUUUCAAUUUGCCGACUUUUCCCUUGAAUUAAUCUUAGUGUGCUACAAUAUAUAGUUGACAAAAUAUAAAGAUUUAAAUAGC